UAUGUGUGUUGUAUUAUGCAAUAUAAUAAUACCCAAUAGAGUGAUUUUUCUCUCUAGAGUGAAUUGUUAGGGAUAAUACUGGCAAAUUGAAUAACUAAAAGAGGGAUCAGUUCUGAAAGAAACAUCUGCAUCUGGCAAUAAUCCAAACCUUUAAUUCUCGCCCGGUGAUUUUACCCAUCCUAAUUCUUUUCGUCGUACUGAGCCGCGAUCUCCUUCACUGAAGACGUGUUAAAACAUCCCUCCUCUUGCAACUGUGUCCGUGUGGAAGGACAGGUGCCUGUGACUGUUACUGACCUGAGCCCGAACAUCUGGAGACAGCUGCGGGGCAGCCCAGCUUCUCAUGUCAAUCUCCCAGCCCUUGACAUAGGAAUCUUUAAGCUUCACAACACAGAAAACUUCUGCGCCAACUGGGCUGCCGCUUUCCCCGACCCUCGGCUGCCCCGGGCCCUGGUCCCGCUUUGGAGGAUAUAAAAUGUAUCAGAGUUUAGCUCUAGCCCCCAACCAUGGGCAAUCGGCUUAUUCCCACGACUCCAGCAAUUUCCUGCACUCGUCGGCCAGCUCCCCGGUGUACGUGCCCACCACCCGGGUGCCCUCCAUGCUGCAGACCCUGCCUUAUCUGCAAGGCUGCGAGACAGCCCACCAGAGCCACCCCCUGGGCAACCACCCGGGCUGGGCGCAGACCGGCGGCGAGGCAUCGGCCUUCAACCCGAGCAGCCCUCAUCCGUCUUCGGGCUUCCCCUACUCGCACAGUCCGCCCGUCAGCAACAACGCCGGCCGGGAGGGAGCCUACCAGAACCCGCUGCUUCUGGGCGGCGGGGCCAGGGAGCAGUACAGCAAUGCCUUGGUGCGCUCGGUCAAUGGAUCCUACACCAGCCCCUACCCUGCCUACGUGAGCCCGGAGAUGCCUCCCUCCUGGACCGCGGGACACUUUGAAAGCAGCGUCCUGCACAGUCUCCAGACAAGGCAGGCUGCCUUGCCGGGCAGGAGAUCCACUUUCGUUUCAGAGUACUUGGAAGAAUUCCCCGGGGAUGGCCGAGAGUGUGUGAACUGCGGGGCGAUGUCCACCCCGCUCUGGAGAAAGGAUGGCACCGGGCACUACCUGUGCAACGCCUGCGGGCUCUAUCACAAAAUGAAUGGCAUCAACCGACCGCUCAUCAAGCCACAGAAGAGGCUGUCUUCGUCGAGACGUGCUGGUCUUUGUUGCACUAACUGUCACACAACCAAUACUACCCUCUGGAGACGGAAUGCAGAAGGAGAGCCAGUCUGCAAUGCCUGUGGAUUAUACAUGAAACUCCAUGGGGUGCCACGACCUCUGGCAAUGAAAAAGGAAAGCAUCCAGACAAGGAAAAGGAAACCUAAAAACAUUACCAAAGGCAAAACCUCAACAGGGUCUACAACUUCAGCCACUAACUCCCCUUCUUCCAUUACAAACUCAGACAGCACCGUCACUUUAAAAACCGAAUCCAACGUGACAUCACAGUACCCCGGACAAACCCUAGUGUCAGUCUCCCAGGCUCAAAGCCAAUCGGAUGACACACUGGCCAGCGGCCAUUCCGAGUUCAAAUUUGAACCUGAGGAUUACACCUUCACUUCCGCUACCAUGACUCAACAGUCAGGACUAAGCAUUCCCCUCCGUCAGGACUCUUGGUGUGCACUGGCAUUGGCCUAGAAACGAGGCUUCCAAUAAAACACUUUGAACCAACCUUUCUACCUUCCCCGCUAAUGGAUAACAGGCAAAAGGAAUGGCUGCCUUAGAGCUUUGGGACUGAAAGGUUUCAAGUAGUCAAUAUAUGAUUCUAUGUUCAAAGACAGAUUUCUCUCGGAAGCUGUGAGUGAAAGCUUAGAAAAUGUUGGCUGUACUUGGCCAAGUUCAUUCUUCCUGACUGACUGGUUCGGUGGUACUCACUCCUCUAAAAGCUUUCACUCUGCAGAAGUGAACUGGAGACGCCUCCCCAAAGCAAAAGAAAUGGGGAUGUCUCUCUUUUCAUGAGGAAUCCUUUAUCUUCCCGAGACGAAACAAAUAAAUACAUCCCAGAAUCUAUGUUUAUUCAUGAUUAUUUCUCCCUUCUAUGACUCCUCUGUGUGCAAUUUCUUCCACUUUCCAAUAAAGACUGUGAUAAUAUGG
Molecule: messenger RNA, 2125 nt
Organism: Trachemys scripta elegans
Lineage: Eukaryota; Metazoa; Chordata; Testudines; Emydidae
Gene: GATA5
Product: GATA binding protein 5
Exons: 7
Coding region: 473-1669 (398 amino acids)
Biological process (GO): positive regulation of transcription by RNA polymerase II; negative regulation of transcription by RNA polymerase II; cell fate commitment
Cellular component (GO): nucleus
Molecular function (GO): zinc ion binding; RNA polymerase II cis-regulatory region sequence-specific DNA binding; DNA-binding transcription factor activity, RNA polymerase II-specific
Source: RefSeq, a predicted model, not a curated record